CCGAGCUUUGGAAUCAUGGCUGCGAUUUCCAAUAAGCGUAAGAGCAGCUCGGAGCGCACUGCGCACAGGGAAGAACAAGGCAGUGCCAACUGGGAGCUGUACUUGCGAAGGAGAAGCCUCAUCCAGCAGUUCCUGCACUCCAGCCUGAGCCUCCACUACCUCCAGCAGCAACAGGACAAGGUUCAGCUUCUGAAGAGGUGUUCCUUUUACUUGGAUAUUGAGCCCAAACAUGUGAACGUGAGAGACCAGAACCACGUGAUGCAUCGCACCGAGAUCCUGCAGCUCAUAGACCGCCAGCGGCUCCAGAGGAUGCGGAAGGUGGGAAGAACCCAGACCGAAAUCCAGCUGUUGCUUCUAACGGAGCUGUUGGAACAGCUGCAACAAGGUUGGGAGGAGUUGAGCUUCUAUGUAAAGGCCUGUGACAUGCUAACUUUCCUCUCCCACUGGGACGUGAUUAGGCAGAAACUGUCGAAGCUCACCGGAUUUAUGGAAACUCUCCUUUCCUUGGAAUUUCCAGGGAAGAUCUGUGUCAAGCACAGCCUGGUGUCCCAUGCGGACCUUACAGGUACCAGACCCCCCAGCAUUAGGCUUUCCCUCUAUACCAAGAUGCCAGUGGUUUUCGAUCGCAAAGAAUCUUUUGCACACAAGAACUGGGCCAGGCUCAAGUGGUUUACUGAGAAUCAGGAGUCACACGUGGAAAAAUGCGAGCUGAGCUUUAACUUACUGACCGUCGGCUUGGAAGUGGGAUUCGGUAGGACCCACCAAGUCAGCUCCAACUCAUGCAUAGUCCCGGACCUGAAGCCUGGCAGAUCAUACGAGUUCACCAUUAGAAGAGUACCCGAACGUACACUUGUCUUUGGAGAGUGGCGUGACACCAUUAUUCUGACAACUUACACCGCAGAAGACAUGGAGAGCAGCACUUGUGCACCAGAAGGAUGAGGUGACACGCAAGAACAUGCUUCUCAUUUUAUUCAUUUGGAGCCAUAUGAGUGAGAACUAUUAAAGGCGAACUUAAUUUUUAAGCAUUAGGAGUAAACCUGACCUCGUUCUUGUUUUGAACAACAGUUUUAUGAAUGGCUUCCCCAAAUCCUUCCAGGUUCCAACCUUCUCACACUAAACAACAUCCUUUGGCAGUGUCAGGACUCAACACUUCCCCCUGCCAGAACUCACAGGUGGCAGCAGCGAGAAGCAGGCAGACACCUUGGAGUUAGAUGAUCUUCAAGGUGCUUUCCAACCCAAACCAUUCUAUGAUUCUAUGCAAAGCACAGGAUAUAGAAGCAUCUCCAUCACCCACGGCUGUCCAUCCACCGAAAGAUGCCCAGUGCCAGCUCUUGCAAUGCUGUUUUGUUUCUCCCCCCACCUAAAACACCUGAACUGAAUCCUAAGCUCUCAAAUCACUCACUUUGAUUUAUCUCCAUCUCUAGUUCCUCUCACCCUCUACGCACUGGCGUGUACUGCAGUUAAUGCAGUACCAUUUGGUUCAGUCCAUACAGAGCCAUCCCCACACGGAUU
This is a messenger RNA of Strigops habroptila (Kakapo), 1512 nucleotides long. RefSeq names its product fibronectin type III domain containing 11 (gene FNDC11). The transcript has a single exon. Gene Ontology annotation, molecular function: protein binding. The record is from RefSeq and is a predicted model, not a curated record. Lineage: Eukaryota; Metazoa; Chordata; Aves; Psittaciformes; Psittacidae. The coding region runs from base 16 to 939 and encodes 307 amino acids.